Molecule: messenger RNA, 1161 nt
Organism: Trichoplax adhaerens
Lineage: Eukaryota; Metazoa; Placozoa; Uniplacotomia; Trichoplacea; Trichoplacidae
Exons: 10
Biological process (GO): biosynthetic process; L-threonine catabolic process
Molecular function (GO): pyridoxal phosphate binding; glycine C-acetyltransferase activity
Source: RefSeq, a predicted model, not a curated record
AAGUUAGAAGAAAUCAGACAAGCAGGUACUUGGAAAGACGAAAGGGUCAUCACUACACCACAAGCCGCAGCAAUUGCAGUUGAAAGUAGAACAGAUAACAUUCUUAACUUUUGUGCUAAUAAUUACCUUGGUCUCUCGUCUCAUCCACUAAUUAUUAGCGCUGCCAAGAACGCUUUAGAUGAUUAUGGUGCUGGUCUUAGUUCGGUUCGGUUUAUUUGUGGCACUCAGGACAUCCAUAUUGGUUUAGAAAACAAAAUUGCAAAAUUUCACGCAAGAGAAGCAGCAAUCCUAUACGCUAGUUGUUUUGAUGCUAAUGCUGGAAUAUUUGAAUGUAUCUUGAGUGAAGAAGACGCCGUAUUAAGCGACGAAUUAAAUCAUGCUUCGAUAAUUGAUGGUAUACGUCUCUGCAAGGCGCGCAAAUUUCGCUAUAAGCACAGAAAUUUACAAGAUCUUGAAAGCAAACUUGCCGAAGCGAAAGAUUCACCUACAAAGUUAAUAGUGACAGAUGGAGUAUUCAGCAUGGAUGGUAGCAUUGCGCCUUUAAGAGAAAUUUGUGAUUUGGCUGAUAAAUACGGUGCAUUAGUAUUCAUUGAUGAAUGCCAUGCGACAGGAUUCUUAGGAAAGACAGGACGAGGAACCGAAGAAUUCCUUGAUGUUGUAGGACGUGUUGAUAUUAUCAAUUCUACCCUCGGUAAAGCCUUAGGAGGUGCUGCAGGUGGAUAUACAUGCGGAUCUGAGUCUCUUGUGGCUUUGCUACGUCAGCGCUCUCGCCCUUAUUUGUUCUCAAAUUCACUACCCCCACCAGUAGUUGCCUCUGCGAGUAAAGUAUUCGAUCUUUUAAUGGACACUUCAGAACUAACCCAAAAAUUACAGGAAAACACUCUAAGAUUCAGAACAAAAAUGAAAGCAGCGGGCUUUAACAUAAUUGGAGAUAGCCAUCCCAUUUGUCCUGUGAUGUUAGGAGAUGCACGCUUAGCUAGCCAAUUUGCAAAUGCUAUGCUUGAAAAAGGUAUAUAUGUCAUUGGAUUUAGCUUUCCCGUUGUUCCCAAAGGCAAAGCACGCAUUCGUGUGCAAGUUUCAGCAGCCCAUUCAACAGAGGAUAUUGACAAGUGCAGCGAUGCCUUUAUAGAAGUUGGAAAACAACUGGGUGUCAUUUCAUAA